AAAUAGGAGGGGAAUUCCCUCUCAUCUCACUCAGCAACCUGCGCCUUACUACUAAGUGGAAACACAUUGAUCAACGGAAGGCGUUCGCUGUGGAACUGCAAAUAGCAAAUAUACUUCCGACCGCCUUCUCUGUGAAAUCCGAGUUUUGGGUGGACUUUAAAUUCAGCGUGGCCUAUAUGUCUGAUGUCCUCACGACGAUUCAAGAAGGGGAGGUGUAUCGUUUAAUGCCGGGAGAUCAAGUCAUCGUCAAAAUUUGGGUGACGGCUCGACGGCCGACCGACGAGGGAGAUCUUCGUAGAUCACUCGCCAACACACCUGGUACACUGCGCUUAAAGGGUUCAGAUGGGCGAACGAUUUAUGAAAAACACGUCCUACAUUUGAAGGGUGAUGGUGAAGAGGAAGUUGAUCCUCUUCUGAGAGACGUACCCCAGUGGUGGGAGGAGGCUAAACUAGGUAUAUUUAUGCAUUGGGGCAUAUAUGCUGUCCCAGGGUGGGCGCCUCCUGGACCUUAUGCGGAAUGGUACUGGUACCAUCAACACCACGAAGACUAUGAUUCCUGGUCUUUCUGGACGCACCACUUGAAUACUUAUGGAAAGGAUUUUGUAUAUGAUGAUUUCAUACCGCAAGUUGGCUCGAAAUUCAAUGCGAGCGAAAUUGUCAGAAUCGUUGCCGCCAGCGGUGCCAAGUACUUCAUCCCGACCACAAUGCAUCAUGAUGGAUUCUGCAUUUUUGAUUCAAAAAACGCGACGCGCCGUAGCAGCGUUCAUCUAGGCCCUCAGAGGGAUUUCUUGGGAGAGCUCUUCGAUGCGGCAAAGAAGGAACAGCCGCACCUUAGGAGAGGAACGUAUUUCUCAAUGGUUGAGUGGUACAAUCCUAACGUCGGAGAUGGUGGGUACGGAUGGGGAACGUGGCCGGGAUGGCUUGCGCGAAACGCCUAUGAUACAUCGAAAGAGGAGCUGUACACUGGGGUACCUCUGGUGGAAGACUGGCUCCGCGACGAGCAACUUGCCAAGAUGAAGAUUUUGGCUGAAGAUUAUGAAACUGAGGUUAUGUGGUGCGACAUCGGGGGCCCCAACAUGACAAGAGAAUUCCUCGAAGACUGGUUGCCUUUUGCUGAUAAGAAGAAUCUCCAAGUCGCCAUGAACAAUCGUUGUGGAACACGUCCACAGUUUGAUACACCAGAGUAUACGAAAUUCUCUUCCAUUCAGUAUUCCAAAUGGGAAUCAACCGAAUCAGUCGAUCCCCACUCAUUUGGAUACAACCGAUUGACUGCCCCGCAUGACUACCGCAGCGCAUAUUAUCUCAUUCAUACUCUUGUUGACAUUGUCUCUAAGAACGGCAAUUAUUUGCUUAACAUUGGCCCCGAUGGGGAUGGUGUGGUUCCACCUCCAGUUGUUGGGCGAUUGCUCGAGAUGGGUCAUUGGUUGGGACAUUCCGGAGGGUGCAUAUAUGGGACGCAAACCUUUUAUCCAGGGGCAGAGUUCAAGGCGCUGCGAUUCACUCGCACACCCACAACCUUCUGCAUCAUCUCCCUUCAUCGACCUCAGGAUGAGGUGGUUAUUAUUAAUACGCACAUACCCCUUCUUGAGAAUGACACCAUCAGCUUGCUCGGGGCCGGAGACGUUGGUAAGAGCCUCCAGUGGGCAAACCUUGGCGGCACGUACAUCAUCAAAGUACCAGAAGUGGCCCUCAACAAGGUCAAUUAUGCUUGGGCAUUUCAAGUCGAGUAUGCAAUGUGAUUUCUGGGAACCUGUUUGCGUCAACAAAAUUUCGAAAGCACACUGUGGAAACAGAUUGUUCAAGUACUAUCACAAAUCAAUGCUUAAUUAUUCUCCCCAGGCGCUUAUUCUGGAUGAAAACUUAUAGUUUAUCGACGUCAGCAGCUUUGCAGCGAUCGUCAAGGUCCCAAAACC
Molecule: messenger RNA, 1913 nt
Organism: Cantharellus anzutake
Lineage: Eukaryota; Fungi; Basidiomycota; Agaricomycetes; Cantharellales; Hydnaceae
Product: glycoside hydrolase superfamily
Exons: 11
Coding region: 177-1739 (520 amino acids)
Biological process (GO): fucose metabolic process; glycoside catabolic process
Cellular component (GO): lysosome
Molecular function (GO): alpha-L-fucosidase activity
Source: RefSeq, a predicted model, not a curated record